UUGUAUUACCACGUCCAAUCGAACAGCCCAGAGAAUUCCUCCACUCAGUGCAAUCCUAGGACAGACAGAGCAGACCACAUCAAGCAAGAAAGAGCUAAAUCCGUCGCUGGAAUCGUCCAGUAUUUCUUAUUCUGUAUUGAGAGACGAGGAUUACCAAUUUUGGGGAAGUUCUGAAUGGAUACGCACAUUGGCAGUAUAUUAUGAUGUGCCAAUUUCACUGCUAAAUUUUAAUGCAGUUUUACAAAAUGUCAGGGAAUUAAGUUUUGUGUGACAAUUGUUUUUAUUGGAAACAUGGACUAAUACGCAGAGAAGAGUGAUUUUUUUCAGUGUCUUGGAAUAAUGAUUUAUUCCGAGAUUGAACGUGUAUUGGGGAUUUAAACUAAAUUAACCAGUAUUUUUGUAGUAGUCUAUUUGUAUUUGUAGUUUUAAUCAAGUACCAAGUCAUGGAACUAUUAUUCGAAAUUAUGUUUGUCACUUUGAUUCAGGUUAAUGGCGAAGUAGUAAAGCCAAAGCCAUCCAAGCAUCCAGGCCUCCAGGUGUUAGGCACAGCCUCACACUAUUGGCCGCUGGAUAAGGUGGAUGGGAUCCAUGGAUUGUGGGACCAGAUUGGAAACAGACCAGGUCAUGUUAAUGGAAGUAAUAUAAACAUAGUUGAAGGGAUGGUCAACAAGGGGAUCUAUCUGAAUGGAGAUAAUGGAGGCACAUUUCUCCACUUUGGGAACUACCAGAACACCUGCAUUAGUGACCCCACUCUGUGUGGCCCUGAGGGGAUUACAUUUUCCUUCUUUUGGAAGAACCAGGAGGCAGAGUCCCGUUUUGCAAUAGUCUCUGGAGGGAAAGUCAUCUCCAAUGGCUUCUCUGUCUAUGCCAAUGCCUACAUUGGAUAUGUGGAGUUCUACACACGAGGAAACUUCAAGAGGUGGAGGGCUAACAUCAAUAUACUUGGGCCCUUCUGGACCCACAUUCUGUUCACUUGGACCCUGAAGGAUGGUCUCAACAUCUACAUCAAUGGGACAUUCAACACCAGUGACCCCACUGGCAAUGUGUCUAUGAACUAUGGAGACCCUUACCCUGACCUGGUCAUUGGGACAGGAAAUGACCAGUCCUAUGGACACCAUUUGACAGGAGCCUUUGAUGAGUUUAUCAUCUGGGAGAGGGCUCUGUCACCACAGGAGAUCCUUAUGUACUACAAGGCUGCCAUAGGUGAUGCUUGGACUUAUCCUACCACAGGAAGUGUUCCUAAAGAAGUCUACUCUACGACACAAACACCGGGAGUCACAGAUGUGUCCUAUUCUGUCAACACCAGGCUGAGUGAGGAGAUCCACAGCUCCCAGGACUCUCUGCCCAUGCAAGGCUUCCUGGAGUUUCUGCCAUUCAGCCUGCCCAAGAAGACCAUCCCCCAAGACACUGCCAACAACCUCACACAGGCCUUUCUGAAGAGUGUGGGGGAAGUGCUGUCUUCUGAAGUGGCUCGAGAGGAUGAGGAGUCCACCCCUGUGGUCAGUGGGCUGAUUGAGACAGUGGAUAAAGUGAUGGUCCAGAUGGUGUCCAGCCUGGAGUCCAGCCCCAGCCCUCACUCUCUCAUCUCACUGGGAGGAAAGUCCUUUGUAGCAGAUUACUCUCUAAUGAAGAUCCCACAGAACUACAAUCUUCCACUCUACCGCUUCCCCACACAAGGAAAGAACUACAUCUCAGUGCCUGGCGAGGCAUUCACCAUGCAGUCCCAAACCACCAUUGUGGGUGUGUUCUACCACAACAUGCACAACUACUACACAGGGAUCAGCCCCCUCAGGACCAGGAUCAACGAGGCAGCUGAUUUCAAAGACCAUAAGAUCCAGGUGGCCAGUUUCCUCAUCUCACUGAAGGUGGAGCCAUCGCCUGCCCUGUCCGUCAACCUGUCUGGGUCUCCGCUCAUCAAGAUUGUCCUCACACACAUCCUGAACAGGGAUCAGCAGUGUCAAGCCUUAAACCAGAGCAACAAAGUGUACCUCUACUGUGCCUUUCUCGACUACAGUUCAAAGGAGGGUGUUUGGUCCAAUGAGGGCUGUGUGCGGUCCGAAGGGAACAUGUCCUACUCGGUGUGUCUGUGUAAUCAUCUCACCAACUUCGCCAUCCUCAUGCAGGUGGUGCCCAUGGAGCUUUCCAAGACCCACCAGGUGGCGCUAUCAACCAUCAGUUACAUUGGCUGUGCCAUCUCCAUCUUUUGUCUGACCAUCACUCUGGUGACGUUUGCAAUCCUGUCGACUGUGAGCACUAUCUGUAACCAACGCUACCACAUCCAUGCCAACCUGUCCUUUGCCAUUCUGGUUGCCCAGAUCCUGCUGCUCAUCAGCUUCCGCUUUGAUCCGGGCACGCUGCCCUGUAAGGUGAUGGCUGUGCUGCUCCACUUCUUCUUCCUGAGUGUGUUUGCCUGGAUGCUGGUGGAGGGCCUGCACCUCUACAGCAUGGUCAUCAAGGUUUUCGGCUCCGAGGGCAGCAAGCAUUUCUACUACUACGGGAUUGGCUGGGGGUCUCCACUGGUGAUCUGUGUGGUUUCUAUGACAUCAGCCUUGGACAGCUACGGAGAGGUUGAGAACUGUUGGCUGUCUUUGAAGAUCGGCGCUGUUUGGGCCUUUGUGGCACCAGCACUGUUUGUCAUUGUGGUGAAUAUUGUGAUUCUUAUAUCUGUGACGAGGAUCAUCUCUCGUAUUAGUUCAGAGAAUUACAAGGUUCAUGGAGAUGCCAACGCAGUCAAGCUGACUGCAAAGGCAGUGGCUGUACUCCUUCCUAUUCUGGGCAUCUCCUGGAUCUUUGGGGUACUGGCCAUCAACGAUCACUCACUGAUGUUCCAGUACAUGUUUGCUGUGUUCAACUCAUUACAGGGAUUCUUUAUUUUCCUGUUCCACUGUCUUCUCAACUCUGAGGUCAGAGCUGCCUUCAAGCACAAAACCAAGGUGUGGUCGCUUACCAGCAGCUCCAUUCGCAAUAUCAAUGUGAAACCCUUCAACUCUGAUGUUAUUAAUGGAAACAGAGGAGGCGUGAGCCCCACAAAGAUGAACACAUGGGACAAAAGCACCUACUCAGCCAAUCGGAUCGACCUGUCCGCUGUGUAAAACUACAGGACUUCACUUCCAGUAAUGGCGGAAGUAGGAUGCCAUGCCAACCUUGGGUUCACUAGUUCACUAGAUUCAUUGACAAACACUUGCUUAAGUAUUGUGUUGUUGCCCACUGUUAUAUGUGAUGUAUGAUCCACUCUAAAGGAAAAGCCUUAGACAAGGGGGUGUGUUGUGGUGUAGCUACAUAGUCAGGAUGUCAUGUGUCUUCAUAUAGAGCUCUAUACACAAUGACUAACCAUUCUUACAGCUUCCACAGCCUCCCCCUCCCUUACUCCUCCACUGUGCAAUGCUUUGAUGUAAAGCUGUAACCCCAAAGGGACAUCAGCACACCCUGAAGACAAAACAGACUCGAGGGACUGUGCCUUUCAACUUCUCUAAUAAAAGACAGCUGGCCAGACGCAUAUGCACUCUUAGAAAAAAAGGGUUCUUCUGCUGUCACCAUAGGAGCACCCUGUUUGGUUCCUAUGUAAAACACUCUGUGGAAAGGGUUCUACAUGUAACCCAAAAGGGUUCUACCUGGUAACAAAAAGGGUUCUACAAAGGGUUCACCUAUGGGGAAAGCUGAAGAACCAUUUUAGGUUGUAGAUAGCACCUUUUCUUUCUAAGUGUAGGGAUGGGAAUUCUGAGGGGACUUUGUGAGAUUGUAAGAGCCCUUGGCCUUGAGAAUUUAAAACAUGGCAUUAACUGUUUCAGAUUGUUUGUGUCCAACAGUGUUAUUAUGUCUUGAAAUGUUUCUUCCCAAGUAUUUGUCAUGAAUAAUUAUCAAUUUGACCAGAGGCUAUCCGAUGUUUUGCAUUGGUAUAUUUUGUGAUAUGUAAACAUACUUUAGCUUUAACUUAGAGUUGUAUUGUUACUUUCAGAAUGAAUUAUGGUUUUGACAAGUCACACUGGAGGCUAUAACAGCCUGGUAAUGGGUUUGUGCAGGAUGGUUAUUCUACUACAGGGUCCUGGCUGGAUGGUACAUUAAGCAUUAUGUGUUGAACCAACCAAUGAAAGAAUAAAUAACAAUGUUCUUCUUUUCUGAAAUAUUUAAUGUCCAGAAAGUGCAAAACAUUGAAUCUGGCACCAAACAAACGUGCCUUAGCAGGCACGCACACACAUACGGACAUACAUACAUACAGGGAUGAAUACUUUCAUGUAAAAAGUGUAAUCAAAUUAACACCCCCACAGUUUAAAGUAUUUAUUUAUGGAUUUUGUCAUUUACAUUUUUUUUUUCUUUGCAAAGCAUCAGAGCACACAAGUCACAAUGUUUGAUACUCUGCCUCUCCUGAAGUUCUUUGUUGCUUCUUCUGACAAUGAUGAGUUGAGAUGAGUUGACAAUGCUAUUUCCGAAUGUACCUCAUGUCUCUCUGUAAGCUGCAUUAUUUCAUGCUUUUUUUUUUAUAAAAUAGAGAAUUAUUGCGUUAGACAUAGUUCUGUGAAUUUGUAUUUGUUUUCAUUUAUCUUUUUAAAUUACACAGAUCAUUUGAUUUUUUUUAUCAUGAUUUGUCUUUGAGGAUACAUAGUAAUAGCAUACGCCUGUAUUUCACAAACACGAGUCCAAAGUGUAUUCUUGUUCAGUUUCACUGAGAUUGGAGAUGUCUUGUUUAACAUAGUCCGCCAAACCCGUAUGCGGUAGCGUAACUACAGCCUCAAGCUCAUUACCAUAACGCAACGUUAGCGAUUUCUAAAAAUCGCAAAUGAAAUGAAAUAAAUAUGCCUGUUCUCAAGCUUAUCCUUUUCUUAACAAUCCUGUCGUCUCAGAUUUUCAAAAUAUGCUUUAGAACCAGAGAAAAUCACUAAUUUGUGUAAGAGUGGUGAUAGCUAGCUUAGCAUUAGCGUUAGCAUUUAGCACGCAACAUAUUCACAAAAACCAGCCAAGGAAUCAAAUAAAAUAAUUUACCUUUGAAGAACUUCAGAUGUUUCAAUGAGGAGACUCUCAGUUACAUAGCAGAUGUCCAGUUUUUCCUGAAAGAUUAUUGUGUAGGACACAUCGUUCCCUUUUGUUACUAUGCAUUUGGCUACCGAAACUAACCGAAAAUUCAGUCACCUACAUGUCGAACUUUUUCCGAAUUAACUCCAUAAUAUCGACUGAAACAUGGAAAACGUUGUUUGAAUCAAUCCUGAAGGUGGUUUGUCAUAUUUCUCUCCAUUGAAAGCACCGUCCUUGUAGCCUGGUUUGUUCUGAGAUUUGAAUAGAAAAAUACCGGGACCUGACUUUUGCGCACCAAUUGCCACACAGACACCAAGGGGGACACUUGGCAAUUGUAGUCUCUUAUGGUCAAUCUUCCAAUGAUAUGCCUACAAAUACGUCACAAUGCUGCAAAGACCUUGGGGAAACAAGAGAAAGAGUCCGUUCAUUCCUGUCGCAUUCACAGCCAUAUAAGGCGAUCAUGGAAAACGUAGCCUCAGAAAUCCUGUGCAUUUCCUGGUCGGUCAUACAUCUUGGUUUUGCCCGAAGCAUUUGUUCUAAGGGACUCACAGUGAAAAUCUUUGCAUUUCUGGAAACGUAAGACUGUCUUCUUUCCAAAACUAUCAAUUCCAAGCAUAUUCGAGCAUCUUUUCGUGACAAAAUAUUGCGCUUAAAACGGGCACGUCUUUUUAUCCAAAAAUGAAAUACUGCCCUAGAGUCUUAACAGGUUUUAAGUCUUCAUUGUUCUGACACUGUACCAACACUUAGUCUCCUACAAUAGGAUUUACUUUAUGAAAUCAUUUAAAAGCACUUCCUAGUCUUUCAGAACAGACCAUUCUAUCAUAUGGACUGCAUUUGUUCUAUAGUACUUCAUGUUCAAGGUUUCUCUCUUAUUUCUGUUGUGGAAUAAAAAUACAAACAAAAAAUGGAUUGAAUGUAAUUCCUCUGUCAACUGUCCUCAGUAGCUAAUGUAUGUAUGUAAAAAAUAAAUAAAAAGUACUGUUACACCUG
Messenger RNA from Oncorhynchus nerka (sockeye salmon), 5997 nucleotides. Its product is annotated as adhesion G-protein coupled receptor D1-like. The record is from RefSeq and is a predicted model, not a curated record. Gene Ontology annotation, molecular function: G protein-coupled receptor activity. The coding region runs from base 444 to 3092 and encodes 882 amino acids. The transcript is spliced from 25 exons. Gene Ontology annotation, cellular component: plasma membrane. Gene Ontology annotation, biological process: cell surface receptor signaling pathway; adenylate cyclase-activating G protein-coupled receptor signaling pathway. Lineage: Eukaryota; Metazoa; Chordata; Actinopteri; Salmoniformes; Salmonidae.